AUGGCAUUCUUCCAGCAUGUCUUCCAUUACUACACACGGAAAACAACGUCUGCUCGAGCGUUCCUGGCAGAGCUUGCCACCACUCCCAGCAGCAAUGUGUCCUCAGCAGCGAAUCAAAGUGGAUCAGCAACAGUGUCGCCAGAUACCAGCCGUAUAAGUAACCUGGCUGGAAGUAUUGUUUCAUUGAGCGCCAGUGCCUUCUUUGCCUUCACUGUGGUGUUGGUCAUCUACUACUACUUUGAAGUGUACUCGAAGCGCACAACGGAUGGGCGGAGGAUUCUCACUCACGAAAACGGUGGCCGUGGUGACAACGGCAGUAGUGCUGGAAGCCCGCCCAUGAUUCAUGUCAUUGAAGGCAUUCCGAUGCACUACUCUGCAGCAUCACCGACGCAACAUGAAUCGACUGAGGAGGUGGCGUCGCUGCGGCGACUGGCGCAAGCCUCCCCAGCUGUCAUUCCUCAAGGUUCUUCGGUGUCCGUCGCGUAUCACGUGCACUCGAGAGGACGGGACAGGGAAAUCCGCAUGCGCACCUUGGACGCCGAUCCGCACGUCUUUAAUCCAUUUUCAUUGCCAUCAAGCUCCGUGGAGGCGCAGCCAUGCGCGGGCCAUAUUGUGGAAGCAGGCGAGGGGGAGCAGCAGCUCUUAGGCGGAGAGGAGGCAUUGAAGCGGCUUGAUUACGGGUCGGCGAUGUACUACAGUCGCCCUGUCGAGGAGCCCCAGCACAAGGAUAGCAGCGAAGAGGACGAGAGCGACGACGUAGUCACCUUCCGCGAUGAUUCCGAGAAUCCACCAUCAGGCAAGUAA
Leishmania mexicana MHOM/GT/2001/U1103 is the source of this 804-nucleotide messenger RNA. RefSeq lists its product as hypothetical. The record is from RefSeq and is a predicted model, not a curated record. The transcript has a single exon. The coding region runs from base 1 to 804 and encodes 267 amino acids. NCBI's taxonomy places the organism in Eukaryota, Euglenozoa, Kinetoplastea, Trypanosomatida, Trypanosomatidae.